Molecule: messenger RNA, 2328 nt
Organism: Salvia splendens (bonfire salvia)
Lineage: Eukaryota; Viridiplantae; Streptophyta; Magnoliopsida; Lamiales; Lamiaceae
Product: triacylglycerol lipase OBL1-like
Exons: 6
Coding region: 21-695 (224 amino acids)
Biological process (GO): lipid metabolic process
Molecular function (GO): triacylglycerol lipase activity
Source: RefSeq, a predicted model, not a curated record
UUAAGAAUUUAAGAGUAAAGAUGUCUAGCUCAAGUUGCAACAAGUCUUUCUGCACCCACUACAUGCUUCUUAACCCUAAAGCCGCGGAGUUGGGCGAUGUUGUUAAGAUACUCUUCUCCAGCGACAUCGGGAAGAGGAAAUUCAUCGACUGCUCCAACGGCACCCAGGAGCCGUUGGACCGGCGAUGGAUCAUUUGUUUUUCAAUUUUAUUCCAGAAAUUCUUGCAUGCAAACGCUAAGCCUUUGGCAGACUUUGGCAACGGUGUCGAACAUUGGCUCAAUUUGCUGUCUCGAAACGAAGGCUUUCUCGGUCUCAUCAAUAAUACUUUCAAAGGGAAGGUGAUUCAACCAGAUAAGACAUCGGCAAGUUUUACAUCGUUUAUCGGAAACCUGGACAAACGGUUUGAGUUAGAUCCGGCGAUUGGCUUUGGAGACAAGAGAUACCAUGCCGCACUUUCUGUGAUGGCUUCCAAGGCAGCUUAUGAGAACAACAAUUUCAUCCGUGCUCUUGUCGACGACCGCUGGAAGAUGAAUUUGGUGAACUCGUAUGAUUUCUGGAAUGAUUAUCAGGAAAAAGCCACAACACAAGCUUUCAUAAUGGAUGACAAGAGAGACACAAUUGUUGUAGCCUUUAAAGGAACAGGACCGUUUAACGCGGACGAAUGGUCAUCCGAUGUUGAUCUCUCUUGGUACUAGAUUCCAGGGAUUGGGAAGAUGCACGGAGGAUUCAUGAAGGCUCUCGGAUUGCUGAAAAGCCAAGGCUGGCCGCAGGAACAAGACCCCAAACUCCCUGAAACCGCCUAUUACGCCAUCCGGAAACACCUCAAGAAACUUAUGCAACAAAAUGAAAAGACCAAAUUCAUAGUGACCGGGCACAACUUGGGUGGUGCACUUGCGUUAUUAUUCCCCGCAAUAUUAGGUCUGCAUGGAGAUUCAUUCUUGCUUAACAGGUUGGAGGGUGUCUACACAUUCGGACAACCAAGAGUUGGAGAUGAAGAAUUCGGGAAAUACAUGACUAAAUUGAUCAACAAGUAUACUUUCCGAUAUGUUAGAUUCGUGUACAGUUACGAUGUGGUGCCCAGAUUGCCGUGCGAUAACGACACAUUCAUGUUCAAGCAUUUUGGUGCAUGCAUCUACUUCAACAGCCUCUAUAAAGGAAAAGUUGUAGAUGAAGAGCCAGACAAAAAUUACGUUUCCAUGAUAUGGUGGUAACCAAAAUUAAUUAAUGCAUGUUGGGAGUUGAUUAGAAGUUUCUUGAUAAAGUAUGUGAAAGGGCGGGAAUAUGAGGAAGGAGGUUUGCUUCGAUUGUUUAGGGUGAUCGGAGUAAUGGUUGCUGGAGUGCCGGCGCAUUGCCCUCAAGAUUAUGUCAAUUCUAUGAGGUUGGGACUAUCGGAGAUGCUUCUCUCCUUACACACCCACAAAAUGAUCAGCAUACACUGAUCUUUUCGAACAUAUAUAUUUCAGUCGGGGUGCGUUAUAAUGCUAACUUUUUUUUUAAAUUGUCAACUUCUAACUCAUCAACACAGUGUAUACAACAUGUCAACAUGAUCACAUUAAAAUGUUAACACGAAUGUGUGUUGCCAUUUUAAUACACUAUGUUGACAUUUUAAAUAUCAAUGUCAACACAGUGUAUUAAAAUAUCAACUAAAAAUUUUAUGUUGACAUUUCAAUGUCAUCAUAUUGACAUUUUUAAUACAUUGCAUUGAUGAGUUAGCAAAGUUAGCUAUAUAAGAAAGUUAGCAACAAAUCAGACCUCUAUUUCAAUUUCAAUGUUGUUCUACAACAUGCGAAAUUAUAUUCCAUUUAUGGGUGAUUUUUUGUUUUUAGUGGAUUAUGGAUAUGUGUGUGUUCAUAAGCCUUAGACAGUGUAUUUAAAUUUUUAAGGGAUAUGUGUCUUCAUAAGCUUUCAACUUAUCAAUUUUUCGCAAUGAGAAAAUAAAAAAGUAACAACAAAACGACGUCACUCUAUUAUGACCUGUUUAAAGUUGCAUUACUAGUGAUUAGCCUCACGAUGUUAUAUCUAAUGUCCUAAUGUGUGAUCCAUGGUCUAGAUACUUUGAGAUAAGGUUUACACUAGUUUAAUUAGUGAUCGUCUUACUAAAACUGAACUUGGAUAGACAUAGAAUGCAUUUAAUAUAUUUUCAAAGUAGUCAAUAAAAUCAAGGACUUUGGAUUUCUCAUUUUAUUUUAAGAUGAAGCCAUGGUACGAUAUUCUAGAGCCUUGUUGGAUGUUUCCUUAAGUUAUAUUGAUAGUUAUUUACUUUCAUUUUUAAUUAAGUAUGUAGAUGGAAAGUUAUUAAUCAGUAUUAAUUGACUUUAAUUGAUUUCC